Messenger RNA from Hyaena hyaena (striped hyena), 1868 nucleotides. It is a transcript of the gene EXD1, whose product is annotated as exonuclease 3'-5' domain containing 1. NCBI's taxonomy places the organism in Eukaryota, Metazoa, Chordata, Mammalia, Carnivora, Hyaenidae. Bases 129 to 1823 code for a protein of 564 amino acids. The transcript is spliced from 12 exons. The record is from RefSeq and is a predicted model, not a curated record. Gene Ontology annotation, molecular function: nucleic acid binding; 3'-5' exonuclease activity. Gene Ontology annotation, biological process: nucleobase-containing compound metabolic process.
AUCCCACCCACAGGUGGCAGGGACUGCGGAGAGAAACGAAAACAUAGGCAAAACGUCUCCUGGGGCAACGCUAGGUAGUUGGACAUUUGAAGAAGAUUAUUUGAAGACUGCUUUUGGAAUCAAAUAGCAUGGACCCCAGCAGUGACUACCAUUUCCUCAAUCAGAUUUUGUGGAGAAGGGUGAAACUAACAUUGGUUUGUGGCAUCUUUGAGGGAGUACUCCAGCAUGUGGACCCUAACAAGAUUGUUGUCCUGAAGAAAGUGAAGAAUGUGGAGACUGGUCGAAGCGUUCCAGGAGUGAAGAUGUUUUUUGGGCACGAGAUUGUGAACGUGGAAAUGCUGGAUGAAGUGGAACAAGGUGCAGAGAGAGAAAAGGCAUCUUCUGUUAGUCUAAAUACAGAAAGAACCAGGAUGGAUAAAAUGAAAGGUGAAGAUCUAAACAUAUGUGAGCCUCCUUCUCCUACCCCUGAGUUACCAACCACCUCUCUGCUGAACAACCUCAAGUACAGCGCAUUAGAGGAAGAGGAGGUGACAUACACAGUCAUUGAUCAGUUCCAGCAGAAGUUUGGUGCUGCAAUGCUCCACAUCAAGAAGCAGAGUGUCCUGAGUGUGGCAACAGAAGGUGCUAAUGUGUGUCGUCAUGGGAAGCUGUGUUGGCUUCAGGUAGCUACAAAUAGCCGAGUUUACUUAUUUGACAUUUUCCUUCUGGGAAGUCGUGCUUUCAACAAUGGACUUCAAAUGGUAUUAGAAGACAAAAGAAUUUUGAAGGUUAUCCAUGAUUGUCGUUGGCUUUCUGAUUGCCUCUCUCAUCAAUAUGGAAUUUUACUGAAUAAUGUCUUUGACACACAGGUAGCAGAUGUCCUUCAAUUUUCCAUGGAAACAGGUGGCUUUCUUCCAAAUUGCAUCAGUUCUUUACAGGAGAGUUUAAUCAGACACCUUAAGAUAGCCCCUAAAUAUCUCUCCUUUCUGGAAGAGAGACAAAAAUUGAUUCAGGAAAAUCCAGAAGUGUGGUUCACACGACCUCUUUCACCCCCUUUACUGAAAAUUUUGGCCCUUGAGGCCACCUACCUACUACCCCUUCGUUUGGUACUCCUGGAUGAGAUGAUGUCUGACCUAACCACCCUUGUGGACGGUUAUCUAAAUACCUAUCGAGAAGGGUCCGCAGAUCGCCUGGGAGGCACGGAGCCUACAUGUAUGGAGCUUCCGGAAGAACUUCUUCAACUCCAGGAUUUCCAGAAGCAGCGCAGAGAGAGAGCUGCAAAAGAAUAUAGGGUGAAUGCACAGGGACUCCUAAUAAGGACAAUAGCACAUCCAAAGAAAUCAGUGCCAGAGACAGCAGGGAAACAGGGAAAAGUGGGGGUUUCCUUACUUGGUAAAAAUUUUGCACUAGAUGAAAAUCAUCAUGUAAAUUUGCUGAAAGAAGGAUCUAAGAAUAAACAAUUUUCAACAGAACCUCAACAUCUACCUCCCAUAAAGGAAGACACCAUCGAGGAUUCUAUCAAUAAACUCAUUUGCCGUGAGUCAGAGAGGCUAGAGGACAAGAGAAUAGCCCAAAAAGAACACAGUAAGAUAUGCAAACGGGAGUUUCAGACAAACUUAUCUUUGAAAGAGGAGAUAGAACAGUUACUGAUGGUGCAAAACCAGGAAGAUCUAAAAUGCACAAAACAAGAUGCUUCAGUGUCUCCUUCCCUUCCUCAGGAAAUCAGAGUAUCUCCAAGUGACACCUUUCAUCCUUUUAGAAAGGCUGUGCUUCCCACACUUCCUCCCUGUCCAGCCUUGGAGAAAACUGAUUCUUGGAUAAAUCCCUCUCCAGAUCUGUCUUAGAAACGUGCAAUUUGGGGGCGCCUGGGUGGCUUAGGCGGUUAAGCG